Molecule: messenger RNA, 1815 nt
Organism: Lottia gigantea (owl limpet)
Lineage: Eukaryota; Metazoa; Mollusca; Gastropoda; Lottiidae
Exons: 5
Coding region: 1-1815 (604 amino acids)
Source: RefSeq, a predicted model, not a curated record
AUGGCAUCGGGGUGUGUAAGAAUUCCCAGACAAUUAUAUAUACUCAUGACAUUCAGUUGUGUCGCAGUGUUAUUUCUUGAAUUCUGGUUGCCGCAGAGACAUAACAGAAGAGACCUCAGUAAUUUGUUAAAGAACGACAAUGAACGUCACCAUAAAACUGCCAUCACUGGAGUCGCGUACGGAUCUUUUAAGCCAGAUACGUGUUUAUUCAGAAAAUUGAAGCCUCACUGUUUUGAUCCUAAUGAUGCUCAUUAUCUAAACCAGUCUCGGGAUAUUGACCAAGCAUGCUUUCCAGAAGAUGUCGUGUUCACGGAUAUUGGUUUGGAUGAUCCUUUCUUUCCUUCAACAGACCUAAUGAUGCCAAUGGAAAAGGAAACUAUGAAUGACCCUGAAUAUUUUGACAUGUUCAACACAGUCAGUCUUGAAAAAUCUAAAGUAAUUCUGGAAGAACCUAAUAAGAGACAUCACAUUGGUGAUGUUAUAGGAGUACGAGUAGACCUCGUGAACAGAUUGAGCAAACCGAGGACGUUAGGUGGUGAUGACGUCAGAGCGUUGAUGGUGUCUGAAGAUAAGUUGUUGAGAACAGGUGGUAAUGUAACUGAUUUAAAGAAUGGUAGUUAUCAGAUCACAUUCGAGGCGUUACGGCAAGGAAAUAACACGGUUAUUAUCACGAUACCUUAUACAAGGGAAAUAAGAGCUACUAUGUUUAAAUGGCUUCGACGUCAUAAAACUUUAAUAUAUUAUUUCGGAGUAUUCAAGCGGAAUGAUGUUCAAGAAUUCACUUUGUGUUCUCCUUAUUCAACUAUCCCAGGGUUCGUUAAAGUGUGCAAUCUGACUGCUAUGAACGAUGACCUGCCUUGGUUCUGUGGUAGUCCCGUUACUCCGGAACUACCCUGUGACACUAUUGUUAAGUCCGAACGUUUUGAUUAUGCAGAAAUAACUGCAAAUUAUGCACAGUACUCGGCAUUCUAUAGAUCACACCUGAAAACAAACUUAAAGUCGAGCAUUACAGUUAACGUACAUAAAGGUCAUCAAUCGAAACAGUCGAACAAAAUAAACUGUAACAACAGAAUAAAUCCACGAGAUACUUGGAAUACCACAAUGUCUACAGGUUACGUUUAUAAACAACAGUGGAUACAACGGAACUGUACAAACACCGUAACCAGGAAAUCAGCGGUUCUAUGUCUGGUAAACACCACUCUAUUUUUAACUGGAGAUUCCACUGUUCAUCAUUGGCUCAAAUUUGUGGUAAAAAUGACAAACAGUAAAAGAAUGCCUCUUAAAUGGGCGUUGAAUUGGUGGACUGAUAAUGGGAUUUAUGUAAAUAAACAAUUGAAUAUAACAAUCCAAUGGGCACCGCAUGUGCUGCCGUUUGUGCGUGCUAGGAAACUCCCAGAUAGGCAGAUGAAUUUAAAAUCAGUGAGCACUCAUCUUAAACAACUUCCUACAUCUGGCAGAAUUAUCUUUCUCAUCCAUUUUUUUGCUCAUUUCACUAGACAGCAUUAUUCAUUAUUCUGGAUUCAUAUCAGAUCCUUAAAACCGGCCAUUAGAGAAGCUUUGAAUAGAAACAAGGAUCUAAAGCUGGCUAUAAAAUCUCCACAUAUGUUUUACCGAUCACCAUGUUUACCAAUUCUAAAUGAUCUUCAAGCUCCUAUUUUUAUUGACAUCAUCCAAGAGGAAUUUGUAGAAUUCAAAGACUCUAUGAUCUAUCUGAACUAUUGGGAAAUGAAUCAUGUUCUUCAGAAUGAUGAAGUCCACCCCCCAUAUCCAAUCAUUUGGCAGAAUUUAAGGCAUCUUCUGAGUUAUGUAUGUUAA